AGUAAGGUCGAUUCGAAAUCACAGACGAGGAGCAGACUGGAGAAAGCGAGAAAGAGGGAGGAUCUGGUUUCUUCUCCUUCUCCGGCAUCUCUCUGAGUCCAACUGUGGCGUAUAAUCCGAGAGCGGAAGGGGUAGGGGAGUCCAAGGCGGCUCGCCUCCACUCGUUUCUCUCCUCCGUCUUCGCGAGUCUCUUUCGACAAAGAAACGAAGGAGAAGAAGGCAUCGCCGAAGAGGGGGAUCUCAUGGCUUCCAAGCGUCAGGCGUUGGUGUUGCCGCAGAAGAAAGGUGGGAUUCCACCUAUGGGGAAGCAGAAAGUUGUCGCUGUGGCAGCAGAUGCGAAGAAUCGCCGAGCCCUAGAAGACAUCGGCAAUCAAGUUAAUGCCAGAGUUGUUGAAGGGAGGAUAGAAACCCAGGUCAAUCGUCCCAUUACUCGAAGUUUUGGGGCUCAGCUUCUUGCAAAUGAACAAAAUGCUGCUGCUGUAAACAAGAAAUCUGUAACCACUCAGUCUGAUCAAGCAGAUGUUAAAGUUUGUGCAAAACCAGCUAAGAAGGUCGCAGCGAAAAGAAAGGAGAAAAAGAACGUGGAGAUCAUUGUGAUAAGCCCUGACUCUAAUGAGGAAAAGAAAUAUGAAGCUGGCAUGGUAGGUAUCACCCGCAAGUCUUCCAGAAAGAAAGCUACUUCUCUUACUUCUGUGCUGACGGCUCGAAGCAAGGUUGCUUGUGAGCUCUCUGACAAGCUGAAAGAAUUGGUUGUUGACAUCGAUGCAUCUGACAAAGAGAAUCAGUUGGCUGCUGUUGAUUAUGUAGAGGAUAUAUACAAGUACUACAAAUCCGUCGAGCAUUCAUUCAGGCCUUGCGACUACAUGGAUUCCCAAGUGGAGAUCAACGUAAAGAUGCGAGCUAUUCUUGUUGAUUGGUUAAUAGAAGUGCACGAUAAGUUUGUGCUGAUGCCGGAGACUCUCUACUUGACAUCGUAUAUAAUUGACCUAUAUCUUUCGACGGAGAUGACUCCGAGGAACGAACUGCAGCUUGUCGGGGUGUCCGCCAUGCUCAUUGCUAGCAAAUACGAAGAACUCUGGGCGCCGGAGGUCAGUGAUUUCAUCUGCAUAGCUGAUAGAACUUACACCAGAGAACAGAUCCUUAGAAUGGAGAAGCGAAUUCUGGAUAAGCUUCAAUGGAACCUCACUGUCCCAACGCCAUAUGUGUUUCUUGUGAGGUUUGUGAAGGCUGCAGAAUGUGACACUGAGAUGAACAACAUGGUGUUCUUUUUUGCCGAGCUAGCUUUGGUACAAUACUCGUUGGUUACCCACUGCCCGUCAAUGGUGGCUGCUGCAUCUGUAUUUGCAGCUCGGUGCACUCUAAAGAAGAGCCCUCUUUGGACAGAAACACUCAAGUUCCACACAGGCUUCUCCGAGCAACAAUUGCUGGACUGCACCCAAAUUUUAGUCAACUCGCAUGCGUCGGCUGCAGCUGAGGGGAAGCUCAAGGUGGCAUAUAAGAAGUAUUCUCAUGAACAUUUUGGAGCUGUGGCGUUGUAUCCCCCCGCUACCGAAAUGAUGGAGGAGUUGACGACAUCAAAGACAGUGCCUUGAAGCUGAAUGAUAUUACUAACUUUAUUUAACUUCUUUUGUUUUUCAUCUGUUUGGUUUGUGAGUAUGAUAUGCUUCAUGUUCUUAAUGAAAGAGUCUGAUUUCUGCUGGGGGCUGUUAUAUUUUGUGUUGGUCCUCAUAUAGUUUCUUUACUCAGGACAUGGUGUUGUUUACUCGUACAUUGUAAUGUGGCAAACAGCAUUGACCUGAACUACUUGAUCAUGUUUUGGCCACGGCUCUAAUUUUUUUGUGUUUAGAGUUUUUGUACAGCAGCAUGACUUACAUGGUCAAGAACCUUUAAUUGUGUUGUAUAUUACAAAAGUUGUAGGGCAAUAUGUAGAUCGCUUC
This is a messenger RNA of Zingiber officinale, 1937 nucleotides long. Its product is annotated as G2/mitotic-specific cyclin S13-7-like. NCBI's taxonomy places the organism in Eukaryota, Viridiplantae, Streptophyta, Magnoliopsida, Zingiberales, Zingiberaceae. Bases 243 to 1592 code for a protein of 449 amino acids. The transcript is spliced from 10 exons. The record is from RefSeq and is a predicted model, not a curated record. Gene Ontology annotation, biological process: mitotic cell cycle phase transition; regulation of cyclin-dependent protein serine/threonine kinase activity. Gene Ontology annotation, molecular function: cyclin-dependent protein serine/threonine kinase regulator activity. Gene Ontology annotation, cellular component: cyclin-dependent protein kinase holoenzyme complex; nucleus; centrosome.